Macrosiphum euphorbiae (potato aphid) is the source of this 408-nucleotide messenger RNA. NCBI's taxonomy places the organism in Eukaryota, Metazoa, Arthropoda, Insecta, Hemiptera, Aphididae. The record is from the annotation of a GenBank genome assembly.
AUGACACCAGCAGUAGCAAAAAAUUACCAUGAAGUUAAACUAACAGCUAAUAUAAAUGAUGAUUGUCAAGGUAGUAGUAUGGAUUUGAUUAAAACUUUGGCUGAUGCCCAAAUAAAUCCUACUGAUAGACAAGUAGUAUGGCUAUAUGAUACUUGGAGAUCUGAAAAUUAUGGAGACAGAUUUGAUAAAGGUGUUUGUGAAAUAUUGGAGACUAAAAAGCCAUUGUAUGAAAAAUCUGGUGGUAUAUUGGAAAUUUCAAACAAUCCAUUAUGUAUAGUUAUUAUUACUCCACUUAUGAUGAGAGCUCACAAAAUGCCUUUUUCGAAAGACAUUGUUUUUGUUGACUCUACAGGUUCGUGUGAUCAAAGUGGUUCUUGUAUCACUUUUUUUUUUUUUUGUAGUUUCUAA